Messenger RNA from Sphenostylis stenocarpa, 4416 nucleotides. The record is from the annotation of a GenBank genome assembly. Lineage: Eukaryota; Viridiplantae; Streptophyta; Magnoliopsida; Fabales; Fabaceae.
AUGGAGGAGGCGCUGGAACUGUCACGGGCGAAGGACACGAAGGAAAGGAUGGCGGGCGUGGAGCGCCUCCACCAGCUUCUCGAAGCUUCCAGAAAGAGCCUCUCGUCUUCCGAGGUGACCUCGCUCGUCGACACUUGUAUGGAUCUCUUGAAGGACAACAACUUCCGCGUCUCGCAGGGCGCGCUCCAGGCGCUCGCCUCCGCCGCCGUCCUAUCCGGUGACCACUUCAAGCUCCAUUUUAACGCACUCCUCCCCGCCGUCGUCGACCGUCUCGGCGACGCCAAGCAGCCCGUCCGCGACGCCGCCAGGCGCCUCUUGCUCACUCUCAUGGAGGUUUCUUCUCCUACAAUAAUUGUUGAAAGAGCAGGGUCCUUUGCUUGGGCACAUAAAAGCUGGAGAGUCAGAGAGGAGUUUACACGAACUGUCACAGCUGCAAUUAAUCUAUUUGCAUCUACUGAGCUCCCACUUCAGCGGGCUAUCCUUCCCCCUGUUUUGCAUUUGCUUAAUGAUCCAAAUCCUGCUGUUAGGGAAGCAGCUAUUUUGUGCAUUGAAGAAAUGUAUACACAAGCUGGGCCUCAAUUUCGUGAUGAACUUCACCGCCACAAUCUUCCUUCAUCUUUGGUGAAAGAUAUUAAUGCCAGGCUUGAAGGCAUUCAGCCAAAAGUUCGCACUUCAGAUGGUAUUCCGGGUGGAUAUAUUACUGGGGAAAUUAAGCAUUUGACUGUUAAUCCCAAGAAAAGUAGUCCAAAGGCUAAAAGUUCCUCAAGGGAGAGCUCUCUUUUUGGAGGAGAAGGUGACAUCACUGAGAAACCCAUAGAUCCUGUGAAGGUAUAUUCAGAUAAGGAGUUAAUCAGGGAAAUUGAGAAGAUUGUAUCUACCCUUGUGCCUGAAAAAGACUGGUCAAUUCGAAUUGCUGCUAUGCAGAGAGUUGAAGGUCUUGUUUUAGGAGGUGCUGUGGAUUAUCCAUGUUUUCGUGGGCUCUUGAAGCAACUUGUUGGACCUUUAAGCACACAAUUGUCAGACCGAAGAUCAAGCAUUGUGAAGCAGGCUUGCCAUCUAUUGUGCUUUUUGUCAAAGGAUCUCUUGGGUGAUUUUGAAGCAUGCGCUGAAAUGUUUAUACCAGUCCUUUUCAAGCUGGUUGUGAUCACUGUGCUUGUAAUUGCAGAGUCUGCAGAUAACUGCAUAAAAACGAUGUUGCGUAACUGCAAAGUUGCUCGUGUGCUUCCUCGUAUAGCUGAUUGUGCAAAAAAUGACCGCAAUGCAGUACUACGUGCAAGAUGUUGUGAAUAUGCUCUUUUGGUCCUGGAACAUUGGCCUGAUGCACCAGAAAUACAUCGAUCAGCUGAUUUAUAUGAGGAUAUGAUAAAGUGUUGUGUUUCAGAUGCAAUGAGUGAGGUACGAUCUACUGCAAGGAUGUGCUACAGAAUGUUUGCAAAAACUUGGCCAGAGCGAUCUCGUCGCCUAUUUGCAUCCUUUGACCCUGCUAUUCAACGGUUAAUAAAUGAAGAGGAUGGAGGAAUUCAUCGGCGACAUGCUUCACCUUCCAUUCGAGAUAGAGGUGUGCUAGGGUCAUUAUCUAGUCAAACCUCGGCUCCCUCUAAUCUCCCUGGUUAUGGAACUUCUGCAAUUGUUGCGAUGGAUAGAAGUUCAAGUAUAUCAUCAGGGACAUCUAUCUCCUCUGGCAUACUUCUUUCACAAGCUAAGUCACUUGGUAAGGGUACAGAACGAAGUUUGGAAAGCAUGUUACAUGCAAGCAAACAGAAGGUUUCUGCUAUUGAAAGCAUGCUCAGAGGCUUGGAUUUGUCUGAUAAGCAUAAUUCAUCUUUCCGGUCAUCAAGUUUGGAUCUAGCGGCAAAUUUUUCUCUUGUUGCCCCUAGUGCAGGAGUUGACCCUCCAUCAUCUCGUGAUCCACCUUUCCCUGCGGCUGUCUCUGCAUCUAAUCAUCUGACAAGCUCUUUAACAACAGAAUCAAUAGCUUCUGGCAUCAAUAAAGGUAGUAACAGAAAUGGUAGUCUUGGUUUGUCUGACAUAAUCACCCAAAUUCAAGCUUCAAAAGAUUCUGCGAAGUUGUCCUAUCAUAGCAAUGUUGGUAUUGAACCUUUAUCAUCAAUAUCAUCAUAUUCAAGUAAAAGGGCCUCAGAAAGAUUACAAGAAAGAAGUUCACUUGAUGAUAACAGUGAUAUUAGGGAGACUAGGCGAUUUAUGAAACCCAAUCAUGAUAAGCAGUAUUUGGAUGCUCCUUAUAGAGAUGGAAACUUUAGGGAAUCACAUAAUAGUUAUGUGCCUAAUUUCCAGAGACCACUAUUAAGAAAGAACGUGACUGGACGCAUGUCUGCUGGCAGGAGGAGGAGUUUUGAUGAUAAUCAGUUAUCUCUUGGCGAGAUACCAAAUUAUGCAGAUGGACCCUCAUCUCUUCAUGAAGCUUUGAGUGAAGGACUUAGUUCAGGUUCUGACUGGUCUGCUAGGGUUGCUGCCUUUAAUUAUCUUCAUUCUUUGUUGCAGCAAGGGCCAAAGGGAGUUAUAGAAGUUGUUCAGAAUUUUGAGAAGGUAAUGAAGUUGUUUUUCCAGCACUUGGAUGAUCCCCAUCAUAAAGUUGCACAGGCUGCUCUUUCAACACUAUCUGACAUUGUUCCAGCAUGCCGAAAGCCUUUUGAGGGUUAUGUGGAAAGAAUAUUACCCCAUGUAUUUUCUCGGUUAAUUGACCCUAAAGAACUUGUCAGGCAGCCAUGUUCAACAACUUUGGAAGUUGUGAGCAAAACUUACAGUAUAGAUUCUCUUUUACCGGCAUUAUUACGCUCACUAGAUGAACAGAGGUCUCCAAAGGCUAAAUUGGCUGUUAUUGAAUUUGCAAUAAAUUCCUUCAACAAACAUGCUAUGAAUCCAGAAGGGGCUUCUAAUAUUGGCAUCCUAAAAUUAUGGCUUGCUAAGUUGACCCCUUUGGUUCAUGACAAAAAUACAAAGCUUAAAGAAGCAGCUAUUACAUGCAUUAUAUCAGUGUAUUCUCACUUUGAUUCCACUGCUGUUCUUAAUUUCAUUCUGGGUUUGUCAGUAGAAGAACAAAAUUCUUUGAGACGAGCUUUAAAACAAUAUACCCCUCGCAUUGAAGUAGACCUAAUAAACUAUCUGCAGAACAAGAAAGAAAGACAACGUUCUAAAUCUUCCUAUGAUCCAUCUGAUGUUGUGGGAACAUCCUCUGAAGAUGGAUAUGUUGGUUACUCUAGGAAGGCUCAUUACCUCGGGAGGUAUUCUGCUGGAUCCCUUGAUGGUGAUGGUGGCAGGAAGUGGAGUUCCCAGGAUUCAACACUGGUGAAAGCCAGCCUUGGUCAAGCAUCUUCUGGUGAAACUCAGGAACAUCUGUAUCAAAAUUUUGAAACUGAUCCUAAUAGUGGCAGUCUUGCUUCAAAAACUAAAGAUCUUGCUUAUGCAGUCAAUACAAUGGGUCAAAACUUUGGCUCUCAAACUAGCCAACAUGGACAUGUGGACAGUAGCAUAAACUUGGAGGGUCUUUCAACUCCACGUCUAGAUUUAAAUGGUUUGAUGUCAUCAGAGCAUUUAAAUGUUGUUGAAGGCUAUGUAAAUGACAAGGAGCAUCCUUCUGAAGUGGAACUUAAUCAUCACUCAGCCGAAGAUGUAAAGAUUAACUCCAUAACAGAAACAGGACCCAGCAUUCCUCAAAUUCUUCAUAUGGUAUGCAGUGGGGGUGAUGGAAGCCCUAUUUCAAGUAAACGGACUGCACUUCAACAAUUAGUUGAAGCUUCUAUAACAAAUGAUCAUUCUAUUUGGACCAAGGAUCUGAUAGAAAUUAUUGAUAUCAAUUUCAUGGUGUACUUGCAGUACUUCAAUCAGAUUUUGACAGUUGUGCUUGAGGUGCUGGAUGAUUCAGAUUCCUCUGUCAAAGAGCUUGCUCUUUCACUGAUAGUUGAAAUGCUUAAAAACCAGAAAGGUGCCAUGGAGAAUUCUGUUGAGAUUGUAAUUGAGAAGCUGCUUCACGUUACAAAAGAUAUCAUUCCUAAGGUCUCAAAUGAAGCAGAGCACUGCCUGACCAUUGUUUUAUCUCAGUAUGAUCCAUUCAGAUGUUUAAGUGUCAUUGUUCCUCUACUGGUUACUGAGGAUGAGAAAACACUUGUCAUUUGCAUAAAUUGCUUAACAAAGCUUGUAGGGCGGCUUUCUCAGGAGGAACUGAUGGCUCAGUUACCCUCGUUUCUGCCUGCACUUUUCGAAGCUUUUGGUAACCAGAGUGCAGAUGUUCGUAAGACCGUUGUUUUCUGCCUCGUGGAUAUUUAUAUCAUGCUUGGGAAAGCAUUCUUGCCAUAUUUGCAAGGGCUUAACAGCACACAGUUGAAGUUGGUCACCAUUUAUGCAAAUCGAAUCUCACAAGCCAGGACAGGCAAAACAAUUGAUGCGGUUCAAGAUUAG